AAGGUCACAGACUUUAAUAUUAUAUCAGUAGAAUGCAGUGUAAUAAGAAGACUAGGCAAUUAGAGUGAUACAAGGUGUGUUUCCGAGAUUAUCAAAUCAACCGCCAUGGGCAUUCUGAUGGCAUGUCCGCAUGAUGAGCGUACAAAGGUGGGCGCCUAGCGUAAAAGGCUCAUCCUGUCUUCUGUUGUGAGAAAGAAAGACAGUAAUGGCUGAUACUAGUGGUGAAGUGCAACUGGACAACAUCUCGGACGACGGCAGUACGGAGAACGAAACCCAGUCCCUCGUUCCCGCACCUGAACGUAACAUCCACAUCAGGAGGGAGCCUCAAAACGAGAGACAUUUCGAGGCUGGCUAUGUUCGCGUCGUCAGGCGACGCACGUUUCGAGACUACCUACCUCCGGAACCAGUACGGAGCGCGCUCAUCCCACCACGAACGAGGUGGGAGUGGCUUGAUUUCCUCCUCGUUCACGUCCCGAUCGUUAGCUGGUUGCUAAGCUACCGGCCUUCGUUUCUCAUCAACGACAUUGUAUCCGGGGUUACAGUUGCUAUCAUGCACAUCCCUCAAGGUCUAGCGUAUGCUCUCCUAGCUGAUCUACCAGCAGUCUAUGGUCUGUAUGCAUCCUUCGUACCAGCCAUUAUAUACUCUGUACUCGGAACCUCCAAACACAUAUCUGUUGGGACGUUUGCAGUGGUACAGUUGAUGAUUGGUAACAUCAUAGAAAAGACUUUUUCGUCAGACGCACGACUCAGUAUCUGCCAUGGUUUAACUGGUGGCUCAGAUGGUACAGGUUCAGGUUCCGGACUGGGUCUGGGAGGUUCCAGUGAUGAUGUAACUGACGGUAACAUCACUGCCUCUGACGUGGACUGUGACUCUGAGAGAGUCAGCAUCGCCAUCACCAUCGCCUUGGUUUCGGGAACGAUCAUGCUGAUAAUGGGUGUGCUCCAAUUAGGGUUCAUCACCAUCUUCCUCUCGGAGUCCCUCGUAUCAGGCUACACCACGGGCGCUGCAGUUCUCGUCUUCACUUCACAACUCACUCACAUUCUUGGCAUCAGUAACAAGGUCCCCCCUGGAUUGUGGCAGGUCCCUCGAACUUGGGUGAAAUCGUUCAGUAUUAUUAACACAACCAACGUUGCGACGCUAAUCAUAGCGGUGGUCGCCAUGGCAGCACUGAUCGGAUUAACAUUGCUGAACAAAUGGCUGAAGAAGAAAAAGUUUCCAACGGUCAAGUAUUCUCGUCAGCAGAGGAAAUUCAGUGUGAAAUGGGUUAAAUGGACAAUCCCCAUUCCAGCUCCUUUGGUUGUGCUGAUAUUGGCUACCCUUAUCUCAUUCCUCGGAUCAUUUGAGAGGAAUUUCGACGUCAUCAUUGUAGGGGACAUACCUCAAGGGGCACCGCCUGUCACCAAUCCAUUCUCCUCCCACCUCACAUCCUCCCUCGUUAUCGACUCUUUCAUCGUUGCUAUCGUGGCUUACAGCGUGUCCGUGUCUUUGGCGAGGAAGUUUGCCGUGGAGCACGACUAUACCAUACACUCCAACCAGGUUCCUCUUUCUUUCUCUCGUUUCCUUUCUUUGUUCCGUUUAGUAAGUGCUAAGUCCACC
This is a messenger RNA of Geodia barretti, 1597 nucleotides long. The record is from the annotation of a GenBank genome assembly. NCBI's taxonomy places the organism in Eukaryota, Metazoa, Porifera, Demospongiae, Tetractinellida, Geodiidae.